CAAAGCCGUGAGGCAGAAGAGGCGAGUAGGUUUGCAUUUGCAUACCUCAACAAGUGGGGUUUAAAGCCGCAACUUGCAUUCUUUUAUUUCUUUUUGACAUAAAAGAGGAGACACCAGAGUCCAUAACUCCCACCAAUUCCCAUGAACUAGGAAAAGGUUCAAACUUUUCUUGUUUAAGGGUACCCCCGAAACCCCAAAGCCCAUAGAAAAUAUGAGUAGUGCUCUUCUGAAGAAUCCCACCAAGAUCCAGAGGCAGUUGAUGUUGAUGAACCGUGUCACUGGUCCAAUUAGAGUUCCUCCUUUUCUCUGCAACAAAGUGCAAUCCAAACCUUAUUUUCGAUUACCAGAUUUCCUUAGAAAACCCAGAGAAUAUGAAAUCUCCCCAUCUUUGUUUUCUUCAUCCUUUUGUUCUUCUUCUUCUUCUCCUGCUACAACAGCUUCCCACUCCAAGGUUGGCUUUGUGGGUUGGUAUUUGGGGAUGAUCAAGUCGUGGCCCAUUCUCACAAAAAGUGUUACUUCCGCUCUUAUUUAUACCGCUGCUGAUUUAUCCUCCCAGACUAUAGUGCGGCAAUCUUCAGAGCCUUUUGAUUUUAUAAGGACUUUACGCAUGGCGGGAUAUGGGAUGAUCAUUUUAGGACCAUCACUGCAUUUCUGGUUCAAUUUUAUGUCAAAGCUUUUCCCAAGGAGGGAUCUUUUCUCUACAUUGAAGAAAAUGGUCAUGGGUCAGACACUUUAUGGACCUGCCAUGACUGUUCUUUUCUUCUCCCUAAAUGCACGUUUGCAGGGUGAAAACGGCACACAGAUUGUUGCACGUUUGAAGCGUGAUUUGCUUCCCACGAUGUUAAAUGGAAUUAUGUACUGGCCUAUAUGUGAUUUUAUUACAUUUAGAUUUAUUCCUGUCCAUUUACAGCCAUUAGUCAGCAAUUCAUUUUCGUACUUGUGGACCGUUUAUAUGACCUAUAUGGCAAGCCUAGAGAAAGCAGAGGCAGCUAGCUGAUCAAUGUUAGCAGUGUCAAUUCUUGUUUCAUGAUUGAGAUUUGGACUGACUGUAGAGUUUAUCUGGAAACUUCGGUAUACGAACAAAUCUUUUGGGUGUCUGCAGGGAUUCUGAUCUCACCUUAUCCAUGGCUAUACUAUUAAUAUGAACACUCAAUUUCAUCCGCUUUUUAACCUAUAUUCCUUAUAUUUGCUUUGGUUGUGUAACCCUUUUUCUUAUACGAGGGACCAAUUUGUAGAGAUUUUGUUAUUGAAGACAUUUUUUUAAUAAGAAAUUUUAUUUGAUAUUUUAUAUCCG
Gastrolobium bilobum is the source of this 1294-nucleotide messenger RNA. RefSeq lists its product as uncharacterized. The record is from RefSeq and is a predicted model, not a curated record. NCBI's taxonomy places the organism in Eukaryota, Viridiplantae, Streptophyta, Magnoliopsida, Fabales, Fabaceae. Gene Ontology annotation, cellular component: membrane; cytoplasm. The transcript has 4 exons. The coding region runs from base 212 to 997 and encodes 261 amino acids.